AUGGAAAAUAAUAAUAAUAAACAAAAUGUUAAAAAUAGAAAUAAUUUAAAAAUAAAAUUUAAGGAAGAUUUCUGCAAUGACUCCACAGAAGUUGAACAACAACCACCUUCUAAUUUGUCUUCUCCAACUUCAUAUAUUCAAGGAAAUAAACUUUAUUUUAAUUUUUACGACAAUAUUAGUAAUAAUGUCUCAAAUAAUUAUAGCUAUAAUUGUAACAAUAAAAAUAAUAAUAAUAAUAAUAAUAAAAAUGACAAUGGAAACUAUUAUUUCUUUAACAGUGAAAAUAUUUUAAAAAAUAAUCUCCAACAAAAUGAAACAAAAAAUAGUUGCCAUCAUUUAAAUCAAUCUUAUAAUAAAAUUGAAUUCCAAAAUAAUUAUCAAUCUGAUUAUCAAUCAGAUAAUCAAUCUGAUUGUCAAUCUGAUAAUCAAUCAGAUAAUCAAUCAGAUAAUCAAAGUGAAAUUCAAAAUAAUAAAGAUGGGAAUGAAUCUGUUGUACCACCCAAAGUUAAAAAAACAAGAUCAAGAAAAACCAAAGAACAUAAAGAUCAACUUGAAAAUUUGUUUAAUUCUAAUCCAUUUCCAGAUGCAAUUGAAAAGGAAAUUAUUGCCUAUCAAUUUGAUAUGUCUGUUGAACAAAUAGUAACUUGGUUCAAACAUAAAAGAGAAAAUCUUAAAAAAGCUCAACAUUUGGAAUAUAAACAAAAUUCAACCAAGAAAUUCACCAAAACAACAAAGGAGCUCUAUGUCUACUUUGAAAAUUAUCCUUUCCCUCAAGAGGAGAGAGUUGAAUAUUUUGCAAAGUCAUAUCAUACUUCCAAUGAAAAAAUUUUAAAUUGGUUCUCCAAAAAAAGAUAUAGCUUAAGAAAAACUCAUUCUUUUAUAUAUGACAAAGGAUGUGGCUUAUAUAAAUAUGAAAAUUCAAAUUUUAAUUUUUGUUCACAUUUUCCAGAGAAAAAAUUUGAUAUUAAUUUUAUAAAUAACUAA
Messenger RNA from Dictyostelium discoideum AX4, 984 nucleotides. RefSeq lists its product as hypothetical. The record is from RefSeq and is a predicted model, not a curated record. The coding region runs from base 1 to 984 and encodes 327 amino acids. The transcript has a single exon. NCBI's taxonomy places the organism in Eukaryota, Evosea, Eumycetozoa, Dictyosteliales, Dictyosteliaceae. Gene Ontology annotation, cellular component: nucleus. Gene Ontology annotation, molecular function: DNA binding.